AUGGCGGAGCUCAUCAUCUCGGCGGUUGUCGGGGACAUGGUCGGUAGGGUGAUAUCUCUUCUCGCUGGCCGGUUCAAAGGCCAAGGGUGCACCGAAGCCAAGCUACGGAGGAUUUGCCAUAUGCUUGUCAAGGUUCACAGUGCGGUAGAGGAGGCCAAAGGGAGGCAGAUCACAAACUGCGGCACCCUCGAGUGGCUCUCGGAGCUCAACGACGGUGUGUACCAGGGCCGCUACUUGCUCAACACGGUCCGAUGCAGAGAGCAGGAGCUUGACAAUGAGCAUGCUGACAAGGUAGUUGCACAACCUUUCUCUUUCUCCUUGUUUAAUCCUGCAAAGCGUGUGCGCAUAGCAGCCGGCGCCAUGAAGAGCCUAUUGUCUGGCCAUGAUGUUGGUGUUGGUGAGGACAUAGAUAGAGUGGUAGAGAUCUUGGAAACCGUAUCUACUGAUCUCAAGGAGUUCAUGAUGCUCCUACACAACUGCCAGCCCAUCCAUCGUCCUUUGGCUACUAAUAUCUUUGUCGAGGGGCAGAUGUUCGGCAGACACAUCGACAAAGAGAGGAUCAUCAACUUCCUGCUGCACGAUGGUGGUUCGUCAACUGAAGAAAAAGUGGGUGUGCUUCCCAUCGUCGGCGACAUAGGAGUCGGGAAGACCACCCUUGCGCAGCAUGUCUGCGAUGAUAAGAGGGUGCGCAGCCACUUUCCAAUAAUCUUAUAUUCCAAUCUCUCAUACACCAGGGCAAUGGCAAGGGGUGAGGCAGCGUUAGUUCUAGGAUCCAGACACACAGUUAAAGAUGCUAAAGAAUUCAUCGAGUCACUGCAUGUACUCAAGCAGAAAUACUUCACCAAGAGGUUCUUGAUGGUAUUUGAAGAUGUUGACGCGGACAAGAAGCAGAUGCUAGAAGAGAUACUGCUGAUCUUAAGACAUGGAAAACAUGGAAGCAGGAUCAUAAUCACCACAAACAGCAGGGCCAUCGCGGCGAGCAUGGGAACGGUGCGGCCGAUCAGUCUGAAGGUCAUGCCGCACCAGGAGUACUGGUUCUUCUUCAAAGCGCACGCGUUUGCCGGCAGAGAUGUAGAGGAGGACCCAAGGAUGCUAGCAGAAGGCAAAGCGAUUGCAAGGAAGUUAAACGGGUCCUUCUUCGGAGCGAAAAUCAUCGGCGGGGUGCUGAAGGCUCAUCCGAAUCCUCGGUUCUGGCGCAAGGUGCUGAGAAGCAAUAUAGGGGGGUUAUCUCUGUUGGGUGAUGGAAUUGAGUACAUUUCAGAUUUGACAGAGAAUUUGCUACCGAUCGACGCAGACAUGUCUAAGGUGACCAUUUCUAAGGUUCCAUAUCCCUCUCAGACAGAACUGGCCAGGUUGGUAUAUCAGGCAAGUCCUAGCGCUAGUGUUGUUGCCCCGCGUGGUGAUAACGGGUUUGCAAAAGUCUUGUUGUGCCGAAACUAUGGCACCCUCGAGUGGCUUUCGGAGCUCAACAACGGCAUGUACCAUGGCCGCUACUUGCUCGACACAGUCGGAUGCAGAGAGCAGGAGCUUGAAGAUGAGCAAGCUGACAAGGUAGUUGAACAACGUUUCUCUUUCUCCUUGUUUAAUCCUGCAAAGCGUGUGCGCAUAGCAGCGUGUGCCAUGAAGAGCCUAUUGUCUCGCCAUGAUAUUGGUGUUGGUGAGGAGAUAGAUAGAGUGGUAGAGAUCUUGGAAACCGUAUCCAGUGAUCUCAAAGAGUUCAUGAUGCUCAUACAAAAUUGCCAGCCCAUGCAUCGUCCUUUGCCUACCAAUAUCUUCAUCGAGGGGCAGAUGUUCGGCCGAUAUGUUGAGAAAGAGAGGAUAAUCACCUUCUUGGUGCACGAUGGUGGUCCGUUAACUGGGGAGAAAUUGGGUGUGCUUCCCAGUGUCGGCGACAUGGGAGUCGGGAAGACCACCCUUGUGCAGCAUGUCUGCGAUGAUGAGAGGGUGCGCCAACACUUUCCAAUAAUUUUGUAUUCCAAUUUCUCAUACACCAGGGCAAUGGCAUGGGGUGAGGCACCGUUUGUUCUAGGAUCCAAACACGCAGUUAGAGAUGCUAAAAAAUUCAUCGAGUCACUGCAUGUACUCGAGGAGAAAUACCUCACCAAGAGGUUUUUAUUGGUAUUUGAAGAUGUUGACACGGGCAAACAACAGACGCUAGAAGAGUUACUGCCGAUCUUAAGACAUGGCAAACGUGGAAGCAGGAUCAUAGUCACCACAAACAGCAAGACUGUCGCGGCGAGCAUGGGAACAGUGCAGCCGGUCAAUUUGAAGGUUAUGCCGCAUCAGGAGUACUGGUUCUUCUUCAAGGCACAUGCGUUUGCUGGCAGAGAUGUCGAGGAGGACCCGAGGAUGCCAGCAGCGGGCAAGGCAAUUGCAAGGAAGUUAAAUGGGUCCUUCUUCGGAGCGAAAAUUGUCGGUGGGGUGCUGAAAGCUCAUCCAAAUCCCUGGUUCUGGAACAAGGUGUUGAGGAGCAAUAUUGGGGGUUGUCUCUGUUGGGCGAUGGAAUUGGGUAUAUUGCAGAUUUUGCAGAGAAUUUGGUACCAAUCUACGUAG
Molecule: messenger RNA, 2553 nt
Organism: Triticum turgidum subsp. durum (durum wheat)
Lineage: Eukaryota; Viridiplantae; Streptophyta; Magnoliopsida; Poales; Poaceae
Source: the annotation of a GenBank genome assembly